This is a messenger RNA of Ochlerotatus camptorhynchus, 2829 nucleotides long. RefSeq lists its product as uncharacterized. The transcript has a single exon. Gene Ontology annotation, molecular function: nucleic acid binding. Gene Ontology annotation, biological process: DNA integration. The record is from RefSeq and is a predicted model, not a curated record. Lineage: Eukaryota; Metazoa; Arthropoda; Insecta; Diptera; Culicidae. Bases 1 to 2829 code for a protein of 942 amino acids.
AUGUUCCUGCAAGUCCUCAUGCGUUUGGAAGAUCAGCAUUGCCAACGAUUCUUCUGGUUCGAUGACGACGGUAACAUUGUUGUCUACGUCUUACAGGUGAUGACGUUUGGAGCCUGUUGUUCUCCUAGCAGUGCCCAGUAUGUCAAAAACCUGAACGCCGAGCGCUUCAAGGCAGAAAAUCCAGCGGCAGUUGAAGUGAUUCAGAAACGCCACUACGUUGACGAUAUGCUGGUUAGUGUUGAAACCGAAGAUGAAGCUAUCCAACUUGCUCAACAAGUGAAGAAGGUGCAUUCGAAAGGCGGAUUCGAGAUCCGUAACUGGAUUAGCAACUCUAAGCGUGCCGUGGAGGCUCUACAAGAGGAACACACGGAAGAGAAGAACCUCGACCUGUCGCCAGAACUAGCAACUGAGAAAGUGCUCGGAAUGUGGUGGUGCACUGACUCGGAUACUUUUACGUACAAAGUAGGAUGGACUCGCUACGGACAAGCGCUUUUGGAAGGUAAACGACAUCCAACGAAGAGAGAGAUGUUACGCGUUCUCAUGUCCAUGUUCGAUCCACUCGGACUGAUCGCGCACUUCCUCAUGUACUUGAAGGUUCUGCUUCAGGACGUAUGGCGUUCCGGAAUCGACUGGGACGACGAAAUCGAUGAUGCUCUCUUCGACAAGUGGCAAACAUGGCUGCAAGUACUGCCACAAGUUGAACAAAUCAGCAUUCCUCGAUGCUACCGCACACGAACCACUCCAGAUUGUGAAGAUAUCCAGCUCCACACGUUUGUAGACGCUGGUGACAACGGGAUGGCUGCGGUCUGUUAUCUAUGCUUCGCUCAAGACGACGUAGUGGAAUGCCGAUUGGUGGCUGCUAAAACCAGAGUCGCUCCGUUGAAAUUUCUAUCCACUCCUAGAUUAGAACUUCAAGCAGCAUUGGUCGGCGCCAGGCUAGCUCGAUCCGUAUCGAAUGCCCUCUCAGUCCGAAUCUCCUGUUGCUACUACUGGUCGGACUCGCAAGAUGUACUGUGCUGGAUUAAUUCCGACCAUCGACGUUAUUCGCAAUUCGUCGCAUUCCGGGUUAGCGAGAUCCUGGACACCACGGAAAUGAGAGAGUGGAGAUACGUUCCAACAGAUCUGAACGUAGCUGAUGAUGGAACAAAAUGGAAAGGACUUCCUGAUUUGGCCCCGAAGGCGAGAUGGUUCAACGGCCCCGAGUUCCUACAGUACCUGGAAACAGAUUGGCCGCGUUCACCAACUAGAACGAAUUCCGUCAAUUUAGAACUUCGCCCUAGUGUAUUGACGCACUUCAUUGCCCCAGAGCCGAUAGUUAGCACGAGCAAAUUCUCCAGCUGGAAGCGAUUGGUUAAAGUGGUCGCUCUUGUUCAACGGUUUCCCGUCAACUGUAGGCUGAAGAAACUGCAGAAGCCAAUCGUGAGCGGACCAUUCUCCGACCGCGACAUAUCCUCCGCCGAGUCGUACCUAAUUCGUCAAGCCCAACAAGAAGCCUACCCGGACGAGAUAGCAGUUCUUCGGAAGCAGCAGCAGCAGCAGUGCUCGGACCAACCUUCGACUUCGAUUCCCAAGUCAAGUGUGCUGCACCAGAAAACACCCUGGAUGGAUCAGAAUGGGAUCCUGAGGAUGCGAGGACGUAUCGCCGCUUGUCAUUACGCGACCGAAGAUUCUAAGCAUCCUGUAAUACUUCCCCGUGACCACCCCACCACCAAGUUAAUCGUUGCACAAUACCACCAAAAAUACCACCAUCAGAAUCACGAGACCGUGAUCAAUGAGAUUCGCCAAAAGUACAGCAUACCUAAACUUCGCAUGACCUACACGAAAGUGCGAAGAGACUGCCAACGCUGUAAAAACGACCGAGUAAUUCCACGCCCGCCGAUCAUGGCUGACUUGCCGGCGGCACGACUUGCCGCUUUCGAACGCCCUUUCACCCAUACUGGCGUAGACUUCUUCGGGCCGUACGAGGUCAUCAUUGGCCGCCGAGUUGAGAAACGCUGGGGGAUGCUCGCUACCUGUCUCACGAUACGUGCGAUUCACAUCGAAGUCGUUCAUUCCCUCAACGCUGACUCGUGCGUCAUGGCGAUUCGGAACUUCGUGGCCCGACGAGGAAAACCACGAGUGAUCUAUAGCGACCGGGGCACCAAUUUCAUCGGAGCGAACCGGGAGAUGACGGAAGCGGAAAAGCUAGUGAGCCAAGAGGAGCUAAUGAAGGAGUUCAUCGAUGUCAACACGAGCUGGGAAUUCUUGCCUCCCUCUUCCCCGCACAUGGGUGGUAGCUGGGAACGCUUGAUCGGUUCCGUCAAAAAGAACCUGAUGGCGAUCCUACCAGCACGGAAGCUUUCGGACGAGGUCCUGCGGAACCUGCUCACCGAAAUAGAAGGCACGGUCAAUUCCCGACCGCUAACACACGUUCCAGUUGACGACGAUUCAGCUCCAGCCUUGACACCCAACCACUUCCUACUCGGGGCAUCCAAUGGAAUUAAGCCUCUCUGCACCCUCGAUGACAGCGGUGCCGUGCUGCGCCAAAAUUGGCGACUAUCUCAAGUCCAAACCAACCUGUUUUGGAAGCGCUGGGUAAGCGACUACUUGCCCGAGAUAACUCGCCGUACCAAGUGGUUCGUCCAUACGAAGCCGAUCGAGGUCGACGAUAUAGUGGUCAUAGCUGACCCGAAGAUGCCACGGAACUGCUGGCCGAAGGGCAGGAUCAUAUGUACCCAACCUGGACGAGACGGCCAACCCAGAUCAGCAACAGUUAGGACAUUGACCGGGAUCUACGAGCGUCCGGUAGCCAAGAUAGCCGUGCUAGACGUGCGGCGCGGAACGGAGUAA